AGAGUAUAUUGAACAGCUGUCAAAGUUUCAGCCGUGUUUAGAGUCGUAUUGUUGUGUUUAUUAUUGUGUUCAUAAUUUAUUAUCGUGUUGGUUUUAAUUAAGUAACAGAAUUUGAAAAUUGUAUCAAAUGUAUCCAAACGGCAAGUUGUGAUAAAUUUAAUCUCAGAAAUUAGCCAUCAAAUCGAACCGGCUACAUUUUAGUUGUGUAACAGAAGCAGAUAACAAUAACAGCCGGAACCAAUUGAGUUUUCUUGAGACUAAUGUUUUUAAAUAAAAAAUAAAUAUGAAUCGAUUAAAAUGGUUCACUGGACUACAGAAGAAUUUGGUGCUGAAUGUACGGCACGAGCAGAGAGUAAAAAGGGCGGCCGUCGAAGCGAAUGUUAUCAGUUUAUUCGAACGUUUGCCACUGUACACAACGCUUCCACUAGUGGAUCGAAUCCAACAUAAAUACACCGAAUUAAUCGAGAAACAUACCAAAGAACCGAUUCACUUAAAACAAAACAAACGUGUUUGUCACAAAUUAUCCGCCAAUUUUAAUUCAUUUCCUUCGGAAAUUAGUCAACGUUUUACAUUUGGUGCAUUCAAGCGAAAAAUUCAUAGCAAAAUGAAAGACUUAGUCAACGGAAAAAUUUUAAUCGAAAAUGCCGAGGAUUUGAUUGUGGAUCAAAAGUAUGCCUACAGCAAUGGCCACAGCAAAAACAAAGGUGUUGAAAAAAUGGCCAAAUUAAUCAAUGGAUUGGAGAUUGCCAAAGAAAUCAGACAAGAGCUGAAACAGCACAUUAUUGAAUGGGAGAGUGAAGGACACCGAGCACCACAUUUGACAGCUGUUUUGAUUGGAGACGACCCGGCCAGUCAUACUUAUGUCAACAACAAGAUUAAGGCCGCUGCUGAAGUAGGAAUUUCAAGUGAAACAAAACGUUUUCCAUCAACGAUCACGGAAACCGAUUUGUUGAACUUGAUCGCCGAGUUGAAUGAAGACGAUCGCGUGGAUGGUAUUUUGGUACAAUUGCCAUUGCCAUCGCAUAUCAACGAGCGAAACAUCUGCGAUGCUGUUUGCUGUAACAAAGAUGUGGACGGUUUCAAUGAGAAGAAUGUGGGUCGUUUGUGUUUGGACAUAAAUUCAUUGAUUCCAUGCACGGCUCUUGGUGUGCAAGAAUUGAUCAAACGAUCAAACAUUGACACCUUUGGCAAAAAUGCCGUCGUCGUUGGUCGUUCAAAGAAUGUUGGUUUGCCGAUUUUCAUGUUGCUGCACGCCGAUGGCAGAAAUGAAACUGGUGCUAUGGAUGCCACAGUGACAAUGUGCCAUCGGUUUACACCACCUGAACAAUUGAAGGUGUUCUGUCGUCAUGCUGAUAUUAUUGUCACAGCGACGGGUAUUCCAAAACUCAUCACCGCCGAUAUGGUGAAGGAAGGAGCUGCAAUCAUUGAUGUUGGCAUCACUCGGGUCAUAGAUGAAAAAACUGGCAAACCAAAACUUGUCGGCGAUGUUGAUUUUGAAGAGGUGCGUAAAGUAGCCGGACACAUUACUCCAGUACCAGGCGGCGUUGGACCAAUGACAGUUACCAUGCUGAUGCGAAACACUUUUGUUGCUGCCAAAAAUCUAGCGAAAUUACGCACAAGUCGAAAUGGUCACGCUGAAAAUUGAGGCCCCUACAUAUAGUGUAUAUCCACUUUAAAGCGCUAGACUUUUAAUUUUAAUUUGCAUUUUUUUUUCUACUGAACCAACGUCAUUUGUUUGUUUCAAUAUGCUGAGCAUUGUAAAUCGAACCGAUAAUGACUUUUAUAUCACUUUUUUACAGUGAAAAAAAGUAUUCUAGUUUUUAAGUCUGAAUUUAACUCAUUACAUUAUUUUGAUGUAUGCUUUUUUGUAAUAAAUUGAUUUGGUUGGAUUGAUACCGAAUGAAA
Messenger RNA from Sitodiplosis mosellana (orange wheat blossom midge), 1905 nucleotides. RefSeq names its product bifunctional methylenetetrahydrofolate dehydrogenase/cyclohydrolase, mitochondrial-like. Gene Ontology annotation, cellular component: mitochondrion. The transcript has 5 exons. NCBI's taxonomy places the organism in Eukaryota, Metazoa, Arthropoda, Insecta, Diptera, Cecidomyiidae. Gene Ontology annotation, biological process: tetrahydrofolate interconversion. Gene Ontology annotation, molecular function: methylenetetrahydrofolate dehydrogenase (NAD+) activity; methylenetetrahydrofolate dehydrogenase (NADP+) activity; methenyltetrahydrofolate cyclohydrolase activity. The coding region runs from base 284 to 1645 and encodes 453 amino acids. The record is from RefSeq and is a predicted model, not a curated record.